Molecule: messenger RNA, 736 nt
Organism: Brassica napus (rape)
Lineage: Eukaryota; Viridiplantae; Streptophyta; Magnoliopsida; Brassicales; Brassicaceae
Product: elongin-C
Exons: 3
Coding region: 175-465 (96 amino acids)
Biological process (GO): ubiquitin-dependent protein catabolic process
Cellular component (GO): elongin complex
Molecular function (GO): protein-macromolecule adaptor activity
Source: RefSeq, a predicted model, not a curated record
AUAUAUAGAUAUGCCUAUUUAACAAAUUUUUAGUUUAUCUUUUCAAUAUUGACAUUUAGUUAAUUUCAGCAAUUCGUUCAUCUCAGGCUGAGAUUCUCAGUGAGUAAAAAAUCACGCGCGGUAGCCAAAGCAGACGCAGGGAGAGAGAGGAGGAGGAGGAGGAGGAGGAAGAAGAUGAGAGAGACGGUGAAGUUGAUAAGCAUGGAGGGUUUCGAGUUCGUGAUCGACAGGGAAGCCGCCAUGGUUUCUCAGACAAUCCGAAGCAUGCUCACUUCUCCAGGUGGAUUUUCGGAGUCGAAAGAAGGCGUGGUGACUUUCCCUGAUAUCAGCACAACAAUUCUAGAGAAGAUCUGUCAGUACUUCUAUUGGUCUAUUCAAUACUCCAGAGGCAAAGAGACCGAGUUCCACAUCGAGCCUGAGUUGACCUUGGAGCUGAUGAUGGCUGCUAAUUAUCUUCACACUUGAAGAGUUCAAAUUGAUAUUUCAUUAAACUCUUAUUCUGAGUAGUGUAGUUUUUCUUUGUAGCCAUAAGAUGUGAAUCCCCGGAGCACUUCGUGUGGGGGUUAUUGAAUAGCUCCGAGGGAAAGUUGUCUACUUUGUUUACUAGUUAUUUUGACUAUUGACCGCAGCAUCAAUCUUCUUGUGAGUUAUUAGUUGCCUUUCUGAAUGCUUAGCAAGCUUUGUAAUGAGCAACAAACAUUCUGUGCUAAUGAUGACUGGCUUUGGUGUCUAAUCA